AUGUCAACAAACACAUUCACCCCGGCAUUGAACAUGGCACAUUACUCCCUUGAUGACCAGUAUGAAGGCUGCCUGUCAAGCAUGCGGAGUCACCUGACCUCCCUCAUUCGAAGCGAGCUGAAAGCAUCUGAGUUGUAUCGUGAAGCUUGGGAAAAUGCCCUGUUUAACUGGCAGGCCAACCAGUCCUGGCUUUACCCUCAGAAUAUGAAAGAACUCUUUGAGGUGGCUAUCUGGGCAUACACAUUUGAAAUCCCUCCACUCUACAGGGAGUUCAAUGCUGCCACCCGGACAGCAGGAAAAGGGCCUAAGGAAUAUGAGGCCUACCCUUUCAAGUCCCUGCAUUUCCUUUUAACCCGAGCAUCCAUGACACUCCAUUCGGAGGAUCUCAAAUGCAUUGAGGUCUACAGAGGUGCCAAUGUGGAGUUUUCAGUCAAUAACCUCUUCCGGUUCGGGCAGUUCACUUCCACCUCAGAGAACCUGGAAGAGGCCGAGAAGUUUGAGACAGUAACUUUCUUCAAGUUGUUCACCUGCAAGGGGAUCGAUAUCAGUGAGAUGUCCUUUUAUCAAGAGGAAGAGGAAGUGUUAGUCCCUCCCUAUGAGAUAUUCAAGGUCACCUCAGUUGAAGACACAUCAAACGGCAAGACCGUAAAAGCCAAGUCAGUGGGGACUUGCAGCUACCACAACUGUGCUUUUGUGGGGGAAGGUAACACAAUGGAAGUUAUUACACCUUACAUUUUCUAA
This is a messenger RNA of Elgaria multicarinata webbii, 741 nucleotides long. Its product is annotated as erythroblast NAD(P)(+)--arginine ADP-ribosyltransferase-like. The transcript has a single exon. NCBI's taxonomy places the organism in Eukaryota, Metazoa, Chordata, Lepidosauria, Squamata, Anguidae. The record is from RefSeq and is a predicted model, not a curated record. Gene Ontology annotation, molecular function: NAD+-protein-arginine ADP-ribosyltransferase activity; NAD+ poly-ADP-ribosyltransferase activity. The coding region runs from base 1 to 741 and encodes 246 amino acids.